GGGAGAAAUUGCUGAUAAAAUACCGUCUUUCUUCAUUUCUUUUAACCGCUCAAAGCACCCAUACCGUACAAAUCCAAGCUCGUUAUAAGCCUGAAUGAUAGAUCCAGCUCGUUCUCUUAAUACAUCCAUUAUAUAGGCUACAUCCAUAUAUGACGCUAGUCUGGCUUGACCUGUUUCCGCAAACAACUGCUCACAUGACCAGUUUCCAGUGCAACGGGCACUCGUCCGCCCAUAAGCUCGCGGCUCCUUCCUUCACUGGCUGUUUGUGGAGCAUUUAGACCUGAAAAGUGAACUUAUUUGCUCACCUAAAAAGGAUGCCUUUCUUCGGAAAGUCUGGAAAAUCUCGGAUGUGUCUGUGAACCAGCUGGAGUUUUGAUUCUCGGUCUGCUGCCAUUCUGGCUGUAACUUUUACUCCACCAGCGUGCCGUGCACACCGUGGAUGUAGCUAGUAGAAGAACGGUGCCACAGCACGAGGCAAUUAUACCGCCUACGUCAGGGCUGAAGUGCGCAUGUCCUUGUUGCUGGGCGGAGUUAAGGCGGGGAGUUAACCGUUUAUAUACUGUCUAUGGAGUUAAUUCCCCAUGGAGCCAGCCUCAAGUGGCCAUUCGAGGAACUGCACUUUUGGCACAGGAGGGUGCCACUUGGUUUUAACAACUAUUAUAUCAGCCUUUUCCCCUCUUUAAAUAAAAGUAGGAUAUUUCUGACAUUCUACGCGUUUAUGAAAUGUACGAAUAUAGUCUUUAUAACAAAAUCAGAAAUAGCAGUAGGCUAGGCUAUACUUUACAGUUACACUGCAACAAUUUAACAAGACUAGCCUAUUUUAGGCUAUACUAUCCUAUUUUAAUUGGUAUUUUUCUCGGGUGUAGGCUAUAGGCCUACUUUAAAUAGCCUAGUGGAGAAAUAGGCCCUACCUGCUGUUAAGAAAAACGUUUAAACUGUCAUGCACUAGGCUAUGAAGGGAAGAGAAAAAAAGAGAUAUGGUGACAAAGAAAGCUGCUCUCACUUUCACUUCCUCGUCAGGUUGUUUGACGGGUAUCGGCCUAGGCUAUAGCCUACUACUUCCUCCUUCUAGCUGGUAGUUUGUGUGUGUGUGAGACAGUCAUGAAGGACGGUAGCAGAACAGAAGAACAGGCGAAGGUUUCCCGCCAGGAGCUCUAUGAGGAUUAUGUGAACUAUCUCCAGCUGUGUCCAGAGGUUCGGCCGUGCCGCGACGCCUGUCUGCUGAAGAAGGCGGCUCAGUAUCUUCUGACGGAACCAGAACCCAGAGGGUCUUUCACAGUGUUCCCUUUCUACCAGGCUGUACGGCAUGAUUGUAAAUCUCUGACCACAGACUGCAGAGAACAUCUGUCUGCUUUUAUCAAAGCCACCGAACUGCUGGAAACUCUCUGCGUCAAUCUAUUCCUUCAACCUUGGAAGAAGGAAAUCAAGACACUUAAGACUUUUACAGGUCCAUUUGUUUACUGUCUCCUGCCAGUUCUCAGCAGUUCUACCAUUCAGUCGGUCCUGGCAUCUAUUGGCUACCUGCCCCAUACGGACACUCCACAAAGUGAAUACAGACUCAGUAAGGAUGCUAACCCAGACAGAGCCAUGCUGCUGGGCUUUGAGCUGCUGCUCGCCAGGGUGGAAUGUUACCAUCUCCUGGAGCUCGUGGAGAAGGAUCAGGUGGAAUCACAGGAGUGGCUGGAGGUCCUCCAGAGGAGAGUGGGGCCUACAAAACUGGAGGAACCCACAGACAAGAAGACAACGAUAGGCCAAAAGGAAGAGGAGGAGAAGAAGAAGGAAGAUAGAAAAGAGAUACGUCAGGAUUCGGACACCAGAUUUGCAGUGAAACCACAGCCCAAGCCACGACACUGCCAUCUCAUCAGCGUAGACCAGUCUAUUAUGGAGAUGCAGAUGACCUACCCUGACCUGGUCUUCAGGGGCCGCCCUGUGCAACUAGAUGAACCUCAACGAGCAAACAGUUGCAAGAGCAGCAGUAAAGAUGCUCACACUCGUACAUACUCAUCCAGCACUAAUAAUUACAGUGAUGACAGUAAAGCUACUGAGCUCCCCGAAAGAGAUUGUAUUCAAGUCACCAAAGCUGCUGCUAAAACUAUCUGCUGUAAAAAUUAUGGCAGCAAAGCUGAUGAAGUGUUUGGUGGCGACGGCAGAGGCCGUAGUUGUAAUGACAGGAACAGUGGUGUGACCACCAGCCUAGGAGACACCAUUAGCAGCAGCAGCAUAAGUAAAACUGAUGGAAGCAGAGUUGAUUGUGAGCUCAGUGGUCCACAGGAAAUUUCCCUGCAUAUCCCACCGAGUGCUGGAUCCAAAGCAGAGCAGAGCCUUAAGCCUGAGCAGCCUCAGCCCACAGCAGAACCUCCUGCCUGGACACAGCAGCAGACUGUAGCAGAUCUACAAAAUAAGAGACCGGACAGCUCAAAGCUUCCCUCUCUGAGCUCUAUGGACGAGGAGCAGGAUCUGAGAAAGCUGGCAGAGAGGAUGGGCCAGUCCCAUGUGCAGGAGACCAAAGAGGAAGUGAAGAGCAAAGAAGAAAACAAGAGAGAAGAGCAAAACACAAAUAGAGAGAGGAGGAAAAAAGAGAGAAAGGCAAGCACAGAGGGAGAGGCACAGGAGCAGAACCUCAUGAAGCCUGUCAUGGAGACAGGUCCAGCACUGAGCCAUGCUCACUCUGAGAAGCAGUUCACUGUGUGUCACCACUCACCGCUGACCGUCAGCAAAGCAGAUUGCCAGAGUUGUAAAGGAGGAGGCAGCCCAGGGCAGCGGGAAGGAGAAGAUACUGUGGGAGCAGAAACAGGCAGAGGAGAGGAGGAGCAGCUGGCACAGAGCUAUGUCAUAGUCGAGAAUAACAAAAAAUAACAUGCUCUCAUACAUGUAUGGAAAUGAUUAAUAAUAAAGCUACUGAGCAAGCCCGAAACCAAUAUAACAUGUAAUCAGUCUGUUAGCCCAAAUUUAACAGUACUCAAGUACAAAUUUCAGGGCAGUGUCACCUCUCGUCCAGUGUCAAGUUUCUGUGUUUAGUUGGUUUCAUGUUUUCUAUUUUUUUUUUUUUUUUGAAGAGAACAGUGAAACACAUAAGAAUGUGUUGUCUUGUUUUACUUCCUGUGUUAUGAUUCUUUGCUCUGCCCUGAUGUCUUUCACCUGUUCCCUCUCCCAUGUUUGCUCGUUAACUCUUGUAUUUAGGUAUCUGUGUUUCCUUUGUCUGUUGUCAGGUCAUUGUAUUGCUUUCUGUGAGAGUUUGUGUAGUCGUCCCCGUUGGUCUCGGUGUUCCUGGUAUUUUUGUGAUUCCUGUCUUUGGGAUUCUGCCUGUCCCUGUUUUUGGGAUUCUGCCUGUUCCUGUUUUUGUAUUUUGCCUGCUAUCUUCAGGACUCUUUUUGUAUGGAUUAUUGUUUAUUAAAUCCUCAAGCUCAACA
Molecule: messenger RNA, 3410 nt
Organism: Perca fluviatilis (European perch)
Lineage: Eukaryota; Metazoa; Chordata; Actinopteri; Perciformes; Percidae
Exons: 6
Coding region: 1102-2856 (584 amino acids)
Cellular component (GO): cytoplasm
Source: RefSeq, a predicted model, not a curated record